This is a messenger RNA of Venturia canescens, 4011 nucleotides long. Its product is annotated as zinc finger protein 39-like. Bases 502 to 2652 code for a protein of 716 amino acids. Gene Ontology annotation, molecular function: RNA polymerase II cis-regulatory region sequence-specific DNA binding; zinc ion binding; DNA-binding transcription factor activity, RNA polymerase II-specific. The transcript is spliced from 3 exons. NCBI's taxonomy places the organism in Eukaryota, Metazoa, Arthropoda, Insecta, Hymenoptera, Ichneumonidae. Gene Ontology annotation, cellular component: nucleus. The record is from RefSeq and is a predicted model, not a curated record. Gene Ontology annotation, biological process: regulation of DNA-templated transcription.
AGGGACGCGCAGUUCAAAGCGAUACUACUUGGGAAGAGGUGAUCGUCGGGAAAGAAGCGUGUGCGUGUGGUGUCCGCGAAGAAAACAGAAAAAGGACGACAUCGUAAAGUUCGUCGUGCGCUGCACAAAGGCGCACAGUUUCUCUCUUCCUCUCUGUCUCUUCGUAAUACGAGAGGAGAGCAGAGAGUCGCUGGAGUUCGUGUUAUUAUUUUUCGUUAUUAUCGCUCGAUUAAGUUUGUGAAUAAAGCCAUUGUGACCGGUGUGGGCGGCUUGCUCGAUGAUUUUGCACGCGUUUUUCGGCCUGGCAAAAAAACGACCUCUUAUAAAUUGGAAAUUAUCCGAAAUUUCCCGAAAUAUCGUAGUUCUAAGAAAGAAAACCGGGAAUCGAGGAUUUUUUUCGUUUUUAUUUCUACGAAGGGUAACAACGGAGCUACGCAAAGAAACGCCGACUCUCUCAAGUAGUCAAGAACAGUGUUCGGCCAGCCUUGAAAGUAAACAAAAAUGGAGAUGAAACUGGAGGAGGCGCAAAUCUGCAGGCUAUGCGGCGAAUGCGAGAGUAUAUACAUUGAUGUUUUCGGUGAGGAGGGCACAAAGAGAUUCCUCGGGGUCAAGAUUCACACGAAAAUCAACAUUUUGAUUGAUGAAACGGACCCUCUGCCCAAGGCGAUUUGUGUACAGUGUCUCGGUAAGCUCGAAUUCGUUUGCGACUUCCAAGAGGAGUGUCUACGCACCCAACAAGUGUUGCGCGAACGAUACAAUCUGCCGGCGCUAACAGAUGUUGAAGAGCUGAAAAUCGAAGACUCAGCGAUACCGGCAGGAACGUCAACGAACAAUAAUAGCACGGAUAAAAAUUUGAAUCCUCCGUUGGAAAAUGAAGUCGAAAUAACAACAACGACGUAUGAAAAAUCGGCUACGCCGAUCGGAGCCGAGAAUCAUCAAACGAAGGCAAAAAAGAAAUUACGGGCACGUAGAAGAUCGAUAUCGCAGAGCGAGAACGAGAAGCCGGACAGUGAGCGGGAAAAUGUACGUGAGCCGAAUACUGAAAAUGUCAACAAACGCUGGUUGCGAAGCCGAAAUUCGACGGCGUCAUCAACAGCGACAACGACGACGACGACAACAACGAAUUCGACGUCGGGGACGUUGACGAGCGUCGAUUGUGCAAAAACAGUAACGGCCUCGAUAACUCGUAGAUUACGGAGUCAGAAUGAUUCGUUGGAAAAGAGCAAAGAAGUUGUGGAAAAUACGACCAAAGAAUCGACGAGUCCAAGCUCAAAAUCGUUGAGCGGUGAAUCAAUGAUCCAAAUUCCAACUUCGGCGUUGAACAAAGUUCUCACGGUAGUUUCUUCGUCUCCGGACAUGGAAGUUUCGGUCAAAGAGUCGACCAAUCGUCAAGGUGACAUAGAGGAUAUAAGCUUCACCCUGGAGCUUCGACGAAAAAAACAAGACACGGAAUUCCUCACGGUCCUCGCCAAAGUUUUUCCCGAUCAGGGCUCUUGUCUGGUGGGCUCGGGGAUCGUGAGUCUCCUGGAGAACGAGAACAACGUCGAGGUUGAUAAAAUCGUAAGCACGAUUAUAAAUGGCUCGUCGAAACGGAAAAGCAUUAACAGCGGAGUGACGAAAAUCGAUGAGCUCGAAGAAAUGGAAAAAAGGUUAUCGACCACUCAGAAUCCCGAAGAACUGUACCGUGUGGACGGUGAAGAAAUUCGGGUUGACGACAACAUCGAAUACGUCGAUAGCCAGUCCGGCUAUGCUUGUAAAUUGUGCCGUAAAAUGUACGAACGUCGAGACAAAUGUACGGUACACGUUAAAACUCAUCUUGGCAUAAAACAAUACGCUUGUACUUUAUGCUGCGCCAAAUUUGUUUGUAAAUCGGAUGUCAUGAAGCAUAUUAGAUGUUCACACACAAAUCCACGACCCAUGCAAUGUCCCAAGUGCCCGAAACGCUUCCGUUCGAAAUUCGACUUGACCGAGCACGACAACGUUCACAAAGGCGUAAAACCUUAUCGUUGUAGCGAUUGUUCUCAAAGUUAUCAUCACAAAGUAUCGUUGCAGAUGCACGUUAAAUCACAUCAACCCCCGCAGAAUUUAGCUUGCGAAUAUUGUGGCAAAGUUUUUCCAUUUCGUACUCGUUUACUUUCACACAUUGGGAGUGUUCAUUUGAAAAAUCGUCGCAAUUUCCGAUGUCGUUUCUGUUACAAUUUGUACUCGAGUCUCGCCGUUCUAAACGAUCACGUCAAAUCUCGUCAUGCCACCACUUACACUUGUGAAAUAUGCUCGAAAACUUUCAAGGUUGCUUCCAAAUACAAAGCACACGUUUUGCAACAUUCCAAUCCAAAGCCUUUCGUUUGCAACGUUUGCAACAAUCGUUACGCCUCCAAAGCCUUUUUGAAUGAACAUCUGCUCAAACACGAAGGUCUCCGAAAACAUGUUUGCCAAAAAUGCGGUGCGAGCUUCGCCCAAGCCAGCCAUUUGGCCGCUCAUCGCCAUGUCCACGGCGAAAAAAUUCACGUUUGCCCAGAAUGCGGACGUAAAUUUAAUCGGCGAGACAAUAUGAAAGUACAUAGAAAAAGACACUUUGAAAAAUCAGGUAAAAACGAUGGAAAUGACAUGAGCGACGGUAGCACAGUCGACAAUAAUACCAAUGAAAAAUAACUAUACUUUUUUCCAAAUUGCAAAAGCCCGUCAGUUGCGGCGAAAAAAAUUUGAUUCAUUCAUAGAAUUUUUUUUAAACUCAGUAAUUAUUGCCACAGUAGAAAAUGAGAAAAUUGAGGUUGAAAGUUUUUAUUGAAAUUACGAAUUCCAAUUUGUAUUUUUGAUCAGAAAAUUUUUCUACUGAAUCGAAUCACAAUUUUUUUCGGUGCAACCUUGAGAGGAACAAAAAAGGCCCACUUAUUUCGUCCAUUGACUGACGACGCAUUCCCAUUUCCCUUUCUAUUCGACUUUGUUUUGACUCGCGGAAAAGGGACUGGGAAGUUUUGGUCAAUUUGUGAUUUUCUAGAGGUCUUCUUCCGAAGCCAAAAACCCAAACGUUUGACAAAUAACGAAACUUGGAAAGUGGUCAAAGCUCGGUCCAGUGCCAAUUGAGAAUACCUUUUUCUAUAAAUUCCCAGUUUACAAAAAUAUAUAUUAUAUAAAACAGCGUUCAAUUGUUGAAAGUACGACCAGAGAGUCUUCCAAACGAGAAAUCCUCGUUUAAUAUUUGGUUAAAAAAUGAUAAAUAUUUUCUAUAAAACAUUGAAUUUUACACCAAAAUGAGAUCGUCUUAUUCUCUAAAAAUUUAAAACUUGUUCAAAAACAAUUGCAAAUCUUUUUAUAUCAAAAUUUAUAAAUAUUUAUAUAUACUCUACAAAGAAAAAUAAACGUAUAUCGAAAACGGAAUAAAUCGUACUAAGAGUACAAAAGGAUAGUAUGAAAAAGUAUAUUUUGUAAAGAAUCUGACAGCUGAUAUUGACGCUUUAUGCGUCGUUAAAAAAACAAAAAUGACAAUCAGAAAAAUGUGCCUUCGAAGUGAAAAAGGAAAGAGAAAAUACUUAUUUCGAGCCUCAUCCAAAAAUGUUAUUUACGAGAAAUAGCCAGGGCCUACAAUCACUGCUCCAAUUCCUAAUGUGAUGUCGAUAAAUAUGUAUUCUUGAGAAUGUGAAAAACUCGGAGAAAAAAAAUCAAAUAUGAAAAUUGAAAGAACGAUAAGAAACCGAGGUGUGUUCAAUUUCGGUAUCAAUCUACACGACGCAAUAUAAGUCUUUACUCCAACUUUAUUGAUGAUAUAGACGCGACGGAGAAAAUAAAACAGUAGUCUAUAUUUCUCUCGUUAGAAAAUGCAUGGAGGAUAAAUUAAAAAGAAAAAUAAUGUGUGAUUAUGAAUAAGUUAGUUUCCUAAGUGAUGAAUUAAGGGAAAAAACGUAUAAGUGAGAUCGGAGAGUGGAGGGAUAAUUAAGAUUUUUUUUCAACGACAUGCUCAUUUAAAUAUUCCAAUGUUUACACGAAUAAAGCUAUGAUAUUUUUCGAGAAUAA